AUGGCACAAUAUGCCCAGCGUGCAUCUGUGGCAUUUCACACCCAGUUAUUUUUCAAAACCAAAGGAAUAAUAAGUGAAGAAGCCUAUAUUUUAUUUGUAAGAAAGAAUGCAAUUGUGGUAUUAAUUCCAAAAUAUGGGCUAGAAGGUACAGUGUUUUUUGAAGAAAAGGACAAACCAAAGCCACGACUUAUUUAUGAUGAUGAGAUACCUUCACUUAAAAUAGAAGAUACGGUGUUCCAUAUAUUUGAUAAAGUUAAAGUGAAAAUCAUGUUAGACUCAUCUAAUCUUCAGCAUCAGAAAAUCCGAAUGUCCCUGGUAGAGCCACAGAUACCAGGAAUAAGCACUGAUAUUUCAGACAUGGACAUGAAUGAACCAGAGAGAAAGAAGAAAAAACUCGAAAGAUAG
This is a messenger RNA of Elephantulus edwardii (Cape elephant shrew), 405 nucleotides long. Its product is annotated as exosome complex exonuclease RRP44-like. Gene Ontology annotation, biological process: rRNA catabolic process. Gene Ontology annotation, cellular component: cytoplasmic exosome (RNase complex); nuclear exosome (RNase complex). The record is from RefSeq and is a predicted model, not a curated record. Gene Ontology annotation, molecular function: endonuclease activity; 3'-5'-RNA exonuclease activity. The transcript is spliced from 3 exons. The coding region runs from base 1 to 405 and encodes 134 amino acids. Lineage: Eukaryota; Metazoa; Chordata; Mammalia; Macroscelidea; Macroscelididae.